AUGGCGAGUGUAGCAAGUCGAAAUCUAUUCGACCUAUUAAGUGAAAAUGAAGAGGCUGAGCCUGCAGCUAAACAGCAAGAGCCAGCUCCAGCAAAAGAAACGUUAAUCGUUAAAAAGGUUGAUAGGUCUCGUGCGAGUCCUAAAGAGGCUAGAAUUCGUCACGAUUAUCCUCAAAGAGGUGGUUAUAAAACUUCUACCUCUAACAGAAAUGAGGAUACGAGAUCAGCAGCUCCCCGUGAAAAAAAUGUAGGUCCUCGUCUUGCCGGACGUCGCCGCGGUGGUCGACGUGGACGUGAACAUGAUAGGCAUAGUGGAACGGGCAGAUAUGAUAGCGAAAAGAAAGAAACCCAAGCAUGGGGAGAUGCAGCAACUACUUAUGAUACGAAUGAAUCUCCUGGAUGGGAUAAUGCCACUACAACCGAAACUCCUGGCUGGGAUAAUGCCAAUACGACUGAGACUACUACUUGGAACGAUACAACCGAAAAUACUGAAGCACCUGGUUGGAAUGAGACAACUGAUGCUGGUGCCAAUACUGGUAGUUGGGAAGAAGAGAAAACCGAAGAAAAAACUGGCUGGGAUGUCGAUACUACUGGUAAUGAUUCUAAUGCUUGGGUACAACAACCCGAAAUCGAGGAAGUUGCUGUUGAUCAAGGAGAGAAUACAGCGGCUAGUGAAUCUACUCCAGCACAUGAGCCCGAGGAAGUCGUAAAGACUUAUGAUGAAUACCUUACUGAAAAGGCCCUAAAGUCGUUAGAUAUUUCCCUUCCCGAAGCUAGAAAACCCAAUGAGGGAACCGAUGAUUCUCAGUGGAAAGAUGCUGUUCAACUUGAAAAAGAGGAUGAAGAAGAUUUCCUUUUCACCGGAAAAGAGCAAUCUUAUCGUCUCAAGAGUAAGAAAUCUAAAGCUAAAAAUUAUUUGGAAAUUGAGCCAACUUUUACUGAAAGACCUGCAGUCAUCGCGAUUUUGAUAAUGACAAUCGUGAUAACCGUCGUCGCGGUGGUGGACGUAGUGGAUACGUCAAUAUUGAUGAUCAAAGAGCUUUUCCAAGUCUUAGUAAUGCUUGAUUGUAAGGCAUUAUCAAAAUGA
This is a messenger RNA of Funneliformis geosporum, 1086 nucleotides long. The record is from the annotation of a GenBank genome assembly. NCBI's taxonomy places the organism in Eukaryota, Fungi, Glomeromycota, Glomeromycetes, Glomerales, Glomeraceae.